CGACAUCAAGUCUUCCCGAGUUCCUCUUCCUCCUGUCGGCGUGUCACACGGAUCUUGGCAAUACCCAGAUGGGAGUUUUACCAGUAUGAAAAGGUUCAAGAAAAACCUGGAUGAUGAUAACGAUAAUCAUUCAGAAAAGCGUCCAGAUUCGGACAUUCACAGUUUUCUGGUAGAUCCUGAUAGGAAAUCCGGUUACAACCCAAUGAGGCUGAUGGGGAUCACUGUGGUCUGUCUGAUGGUUAUUUCGGUUCUGUUUUCAGCGUCCGUGAUUCUCAAAGACCCACCUUCCGAUGGUAUCAGGGAAGCUUCCCAAACAAGGGUUCUUCAAAUGGGAUCCGAAAAAGGUUCAGAAGACGAUGCCUCUCAGUCCUUUGGGCUGCCAAAGGAUAACCUGCUUGGUGGCUUGCUUUCUGCUGGAUUCGAUAAAGGAUCUUGUCUCAGCAGGUAUCAGUCGGUUGAAUAUCACAAGGAACUAUUGCACAAGCCUUCCUCUUACCUCAUUUCCAGGUUGCGAAGAUAUGAAGCUCUCCAUAAACAAUGUGGUCCGUAUACCGAAUCAUAUAACAAAACCUUGGAGCAACUGAAAUCUGAUCAUUACACGGGACCCUCUGAAUGUAAUUAUGUAGUUUGGAUUUCCUUUAGUGGAUUAGGGAAUAGGAUAUUAACCCUGGUUUCAUCAUUUCUAUAUGCUCUCCUCACAAACCGAGUUCUACUUGUUGACCCCGGAGUUGACGUGGCUGAUCUUUUAUGUGAACCAUUUCCAGAUGUUUCCUGGUUUCUUCCCACAGAUUUUCCCCUUAAAAAUCAGUUCAACAACUUCAAUCAGGAAUCUCCCCAAUGUUAUGGAAAAAUGAUGAAAAAUACCACCAUUUCAAAUUUAAAUAGGUUGAUGCCACCUUCUGUCUACCUCCAUCUAGUCCAUGAUUAUGAUGACCAUGAUAAGCUUUUCUUCUGUGAUGAAGAUCAACAUUUUCUGCAGAAAGUACCUUGGUUGAUCAUGAAAACAGAUAACUACUUCAUCCCCUCUCUUUUCUUAAUCCCUUCUUUAGAGCAAGAAUUGAUGAAUCUCUUCCCAAAGAAGGAAACCGUUUUCCACUUCUUGGGCCGAUAUCUCUUCCACCCCACAAAUCAGGUGUGGGGACUCAUUACCAGAUACUAUGAAGCAUAUUUAUCUAAAGCAGAUGAAAGAAUAGGCAUUCAGAUCAGGGUCUUCGAUAUCGGGACUGGUCCAUUUCAACAUGUGUUGGAUCAAAUCCUAGCUUGUGCGAUGACAGAGAAUCUGUUGCCAGAAAUCAACAGACAACAACACAUUAUCAGUCCGUCUGGAACUAAUAAAUCCAAAGCUGUGCUGAUGACAUCUUUAAGUUCUGGGUACUUUGAGAAGAUUAGGGACAUGUACUGGGAACAUCCAACUGUAACAGGCGAGGUUGUUGGCAUAUACCAGCCGAGCCAUGAAGAGUAUCAACAAACAGAGAAGCUGUUUCACAACCGGAAGGCAUGGGCAGAGAUGUAUUUACUGAGCCUCUCAGAUGUGUUGGUCACAAGCUCAUGGUCAACUUUUGGGUAUGUGGCUCAGGGUCUUGGAGGGUUAAGGCCAUGGAUACUCUACAAGCCUGAGAAUCGGACAGCACCGAACCCACCUUGUCAACGAGCCAUGUCAAUGGAACCUUGCUUCCAUGCACCUCCCUUCUAUGAUUGCAAAGCAAAAGUAGGGGUUGACACGGGUCAGAUUGUUCCUCAUGUGAGGCAUUGCGAGGACAUGAGUUGGGGCCUUAAGCUUGUUGAUUAAUGCUGCAUUAAAGUCAUGUACGUUUGUUGUUGUAACUGUCAGUGACGUUGCAUUUGGUGCAUGAGAAAUAGUGACUGGUUUGGGGUA
Messenger RNA from Juglans microcarpa x Juglans regia, 1876 nucleotides. RefSeq names its product galactoside 2-alpha-L-fucosyltransferase-like. Gene Ontology annotation, cellular component: Golgi apparatus; membrane. Gene Ontology annotation, biological process: cell wall biogenesis; xyloglucan biosynthetic process. Bases 86 to 1789 code for a protein of 567 amino acids. The record is from RefSeq and is a predicted model, not a curated record. The transcript has 2 exons. Gene Ontology annotation, molecular function: galactoside 2-alpha-L-fucosyltransferase activity. Lineage: Eukaryota; Viridiplantae; Streptophyta; Magnoliopsida; Fagales; Juglandaceae.